Molecule: messenger RNA, 492 nt
Organism: Pleurotus ostreatus (oyster mushroom)
Lineage: Eukaryota; Fungi; Basidiomycota; Agaricomycetes; Agaricales; Pleurotaceae
Exons: 2
Coding region: 1-492 (163 amino acids)
Source: RefSeq, a predicted model, not a curated record
AUGUCCAGCCAGCUCAUAGUUAACGAUAUCCUUGCCGUCCUCUUCUCCGGAGGAGACGGUGAAACGUACCACUUUGCAAUCUGCGUUGUGAUCGACGAUACGACCGCUGUGAAAUACCACGCAAAGGAGCCCAUUCCCAAUCAUUGGUUUUUUGAAAGGCCGGCUCCUCUUCACAGUCUCCUUCAAUCGAGAACACUAUGUGCUGCCGUCAAGAUAGGCAAACUCAGGCCAGGCUUUCAAGUCAGCGCCCUCGAAGAUUGCCUCUCUCAAAUUCCCAUGCAAAUACCCCCGUCUGAAGUCGGCUACGAGCCUAGAUUCGAUUGCAGGGUUUGGUUCAAAGAGGCUGUCAGACGUCUCCACCAAGCUCGCAUCAUUAAUUGUCCGAACGUCUACAACUUGGAAGCAGAGUGUAAGGCGUAUGCUCAGGGCAAUGAUGCAUGCCGGGCUUCCUGGUCGGGAUAUGCGUACUACGUCUCCCGAUUCUCCGCCUGA